This is a messenger RNA of Helicoverpa armigera (cotton bollworm), 966 nucleotides long. RefSeq lists its product as uncharacterized. The transcript is spliced from 6 exons. Bases 191 to 952 code for a protein of 253 amino acids. The record is from RefSeq and is a predicted model, not a curated record. Lineage: Eukaryota; Metazoa; Arthropoda; Insecta; Lepidoptera; Noctuidae.
UGUUAUAAAAAAAGCCUCUCGCUUCCUAACACAAUGGGGUAAUCAGAAAAAAAGGUGUGCCAAUAUUUUGAUACUCGAACAUAGGCAAUAAAAACAUAGUGCAUCAUUGUCUCUCGCUACAAAUCGAUAAAUCAAUAGUAGUUUUGGCUGCUGCUACCUUUGCAUCGCGUUGCAUCUCCGAAGCGGAAAGAUGGCCAGAGCGGCAGAUCCAAGGUCCAAGAUCACCGUGGACCAACUUCGCAUCCUGCUGGAGGCGGUUGAAGAUGACUCUUCGCUGUACAACGCGGGGAACUCGGACAUGAUCUCGUUCCUGAACAUCGACAAGUGGACGAACCUGGCCAGCCGGCUGAACGAGUGCCCUGACGGCGCCUAUAUUCCUGUGCAGAACUGGAAAUUUGUGCUCCGUUACUGGAGUGAGAAUACGAGGAAGAGAAGGGAAAUGUCCAAAGCCAAGCGUGCGUCGAGCCGCCACCUGUCCAUCAGCCGUGAGGAGGCCAAGGAGUUGGAAGAACUGGAGGAGAGACUCUUCGAGUUCAUGAAGAAAGAAUCCUCCAUGGAAUAUGUUGAUGUGACUUACGUAGGGAAGUUUGGUGGUGAGCCGCCGAAUGAAGACGGGACUGCUGGCUCUGGAGGGGUGAAGUUCGUGGUCCAGCUCCUCAAUGUCUUCGAGGGUAGAGAGCCUGAUGAGAACACGUGUCCUAGGAAGGGGCCAAAGAAGAGGACCAUUGUCAUGAAGGAUGCUGAUGAUAAUCCCCGCAACAUGGCUAAGAAAUUCAAGAUCAUCUACGAUGAAAAUGUGGAUGAAGGCGAAGACCCCGAUACUUACGUCUACGGGCACCAGCUGGGGCAGCUCCAAGAUGUGUCCCGGGACAUUCAAGACCACAUCACCACAAUCCAGAGCCGCAUCCACAUGAUCAAGGAUCUGUGGAAGCAUCGCUGCGGUGACAACUAAACAUGUUGAGCAAA